Messenger RNA from Camelus dromedarius (Arabian camel), 1173 nucleotides. RefSeq names its product polyadenylate-binding protein 1-like. Gene Ontology annotation, molecular function: poly(A) binding; poly(U) RNA binding; mRNA 3'-UTR binding. The transcript has a single exon. Bases 43 to 1158 code for a protein of 371 amino acids. Gene Ontology annotation, cellular component: ribonucleoprotein complex; nucleus; cytosol. The record is from RefSeq and is a predicted model, not a curated record. Lineage: Eukaryota; Metazoa; Chordata; Mammalia; Artiodactyla; Camelidae.
GGAAAGGUCGCGGCCUGCGGCCCUGCGGGCAGCCGUGCAGACAUGAACCCCAGCGCCCACAGCUACCCCAUGGCCUCGCUCUACGUGGGGGACCUACACCCCGACGUGACCGAGGCGAUGCUCUACGAGAAGUUCAGCCCAGCCGGGCCCAUCCUCUCCAUCCGGGUCUGCAGGGACAUGAUCACCCGCCGCUCCUUGGGCUACGCCUAUGUGAACUUCCAGCAGCCGGUGGACGCGGAGCGUGCUUUGGACACCAUGAAUUUUCAUGUUAUAAAGGGCAAGCCAGUACGCAUCAUGUGGUCUCAGCGUGAUCCAUCACUUCGCAAAAGUGGAGUGGGCAACAUAUUCAUUAAAAAUUUGGACAAAUCUAUUGAUAACAAAGCACUGUAUGAUACAUUUUCUGCUUUAGGUAACAUCCUUUCAUGUAAGGUGGCUUGUGAUGAAAAUGGUUCCAAGGGUUAUGGAUUUGUGCAUUUUGAGACACAAGAAGCAGCUGAAAAAGCUAUUGAAAAAAUGAAUGGGAUGCUUCUGAAUGAUCGCAAAGUGUUUGUUGGACGAUUUAAGUCUCGUAAAGAACGAGAAGCAGAACUUGGAGCUAGGGCAAAAGAGUUCACCAAUGUUUACAUCAAGAAUUUUGGAGAAGACAUGGAUGAUGAGCACCUUAAGGAUCUCUUUGGCAAGUUUGGACCUGCCUUGAGUGUGAAAGUAAUGACUGAUGAGAGUGGAAAAUCCAAAGGUUUUGGAUUUGUAAGUUUUGAAAGGCAUGAAGAUGCACAGAAAGCUGUGGAUGAGAUGAAUGGAAAGGAGCUCAAUGGGAAACAAAUUUACGUUGGUCAAGCCCAGAAAAAAGUAGAACGGCAGAUGGAACUUAAGCGCAAAUUUGAACAGAUGAAGCAAGAUAGGAUCACCAGAUACCAGGGUGUUAACCUUUAUGUGAAAAAUCUUGAUGAUGGUAUUGAUGAUGAACGUCUCCGGAAAGAGUUUUCUCUGUUUGGUACAAUCACUAGUGCAAAGGUUAUUAUGGAGGGCGGUCGCAGCAAAGGUUUUGGUUUUGUAUGUUUCUCCUCCCCAGAAGAAGCCACUAAAGCAGUUACAGAAAUGAAUGGUAGAAUUGUGGCCACCAACCCAUUGUAUGUAGCUUUAGCUAAUGUAAAAUAAGUUUAAAAAGGAAAG